Messenger RNA from Colletes gigas, 1842 nucleotides. RefSeq names its product ubiquitin thioesterase OTU1 (gene Yod1). Gene Ontology annotation, molecular function: protein binding; cysteine-type deubiquitinase activity. Lineage: Eukaryota; Metazoa; Arthropoda; Insecta; Hymenoptera; Colletidae. The coding region runs from base 244 to 1173 and encodes 309 amino acids. Gene Ontology annotation, biological process: endoplasmic reticulum unfolded protein response; protein deubiquitination. The record is from RefSeq and is a predicted model, not a curated record. Gene Ontology annotation, cellular component: cytosol; nucleus. The transcript is spliced from 3 exons.
CGAUAACGGAGGUUGCUGUUGUUCUGUUACGUGUUAAGUACAAUGAAUCGGGAAAGGUAGUCUAUAUCGCAGGAAUAAAUACGCGAAGUAUGUGUUAUCAGUGAACAGAGCGGCGUUCCAUUUGUGAUAUGAUCAUCGUUUUCAAAACCAGCAAAAUUUUGUCGUGGUGCUGUUUUAACAGCUAAUCAACAGACAAUCGGACAAAAUUCUCGUUCUAGUCGAUUCAGUAUCCGCGGUGGAACGAUGGCCGGGUUCGUGUUGAGAGUUAAAACGAAAUCAGGUCAAAAGGUCGUGAACGGACUGAUCCCGAAGGACAAGGUGUCCGAAUUGAAGUCCAAGCUUUCCGAAAUAACGGGAAUACCAGUCGGGGCGCUUCACGUUCUCGGUGGAUUUCCACCAAAGGCGAUUAAUCUGAACAAAGAGAAGGCCACGAUCGAGGAGAGCGGCAUCGUCUCGGGCGAUACCUUGAUCGUAGAAGAGAAGCCACUUCAUUACAACGGGGAACAAAAAUUUGAGGAUAUAGGACGGUCUCAUAUCGACGAAGAAAAUUUCAUCGAUACGCCUGGUGUGUUGAUGAAAAAAGUCGUGCCUGCUGAUAACUCUUGCUUGUUUACCAGUGUCGGUUAUGUACUCAAUGGUAAAGUUGACUCCAGUUGUGCAAGUUUCAUGAGGGAGAUCAUAGCAAGUGCUGUGGCAGCUGAUCCGGAAGAAUAUUCAGAAGGCCUUUUGGGUCGUCCCAAUCCUGAAUAUUGUAAAUGGAUUAUGAAGUCUGAUUCAUGGGGAGGAGCUAUAGAAUUGUCAAUAUUAUCGAAAUUCUAUGGAUUAGAAAUAGCAGUAAUUGAUAGUAUUAAUGCCAUAAUCAACAGAUUUGGAGAAGAUCAACACUAUGCUCAAAGGGUCUUUUUAAUAUUUGAUGGUAUUCACUAUGAUCCAUUAUAUUUGGAACCAUUGGAUGGUAGUAGCAUUCAAACAAUCUUUCCCACGGAGGAUGAAAGGAUAUUAUUAGAAGCAGCUGAACUUGCAAGAGAAGCGAAAUCUAGUCGUCAAUUUACGGAUGUUCAAAAAUUCACGUUAAUGUGCAAUGAUUGUAAGAUUAAAUUAAAUGGUCAAACGGCUGCUCAACAACACGCUAAAGAGACGGGUCAUAUGAAUUUCGGAGAAGUAGCCGCGUAGCAAAAUAAAUCUAUCCUUUGCCAAUUAUCAAUUACAUUUAAUCAGACUGCUGUUUGAGAAUCCUACUAAAUUCAAGUCUCGAGCAGAAUUUUCUACUUUAAAUGAGGCUUGCAAGCAGACUAGCUAUAUGAUAUGGAUACUUUAUUGUUGACAGAAGAUAUAUGCAGUGCACUAUGAGGAUUGUUUAGACGUAUAAUAUACACAGGUUUUUAAUUUUGACUAAAGAUCAGGUUCCUGGAACUAAAUCUUAAAACUUUCUGUUAUCUUUCAGGUCUGUACAGUUGCUUUCGUUGCGGUAUAAAAAAAUUCGUGAUUAAAUUAAUUAGAAAUCGAUGUAUUUAAAUUUCGAUGAACGUGUUUAAACAUAUUUUAUUUUUUUUUUUAUUUAUCGCUCUUGCAAUGGGAAAUAUCUUACGAACGUAUUGAAAAUAACGUGUUACGAAUUAUCUCUUUAGCGAGAUUAAGAAUCUGUGAUAUUAGAUUACAUUUGCCUAAACGGAAUUCAUAGCCUUUAUUGGCAGCGAGUGUGUUCCAUGCCAUAUAGAAGUAAAUUUUUAAAUUUAUUGUACAGUGAAAUGCAAUUUACUUAAUUUCGCUUUUAACAGCAAAUAAGUCUAGCACUGUUAAUAGAAAAUUUAACACCGAUAAGCCACUAUUCCCAAAAGAAAA